ACGUAUAAAGUAGGCCCUGUAUGAUUAUACACAUUGUUUCACUACAUGGAGGUAUAGUUUCAAGAUGGUAGGCCUACAAAGGCUUAAAAAAAAAAACAAUUACUGCUAUAUAAACUAGUAGUUUAGUUUUAACCACGACUGUCAAAUCAUUGUCUGAAUGUCAUGGAAACAUCAAUAAUUAGUCAUAUCUAUACCCACUAUGUCAAACUAAGUUUAAUCUUCUACUGGCAUUCACUGCAGAGAAUGAAUUAAAAAGUGUUAAUUUAAUAAAUAAAUAUUAGGAACUUUGAUUCGACUUAUGUUAGCUCUCAACGAGAGCAAAUGUUGAAAGUCUUUAGGACACAUAACCAACGAGCAGGCUGAAUACAUUGAAACAUAUAUACGUGCCCUAUACAACACGUACAGACAAAACAAAAUCUAAAAAAAAAAACUUCAUCAAAGCAACACAUACGACAAUGGCUAUGGAUAUUGUUUUUAUAAGUCUCGGAAUCAUAAUUAGUACGAUACUGUUGGUAUACAUUUGGUGUUCCCGUAGAAGAAACUCUCGCAUUGCAAGAGACACAUUUCCAGAGUACACAUAUGAUGAAACGUAUGGAGAAUUUGUUUGUGAAAGUCUGAGACUUGCUCCCUACACCCUGGACUUACAUGGCUACACGUUAGCAGAAGCCAAGAAGGAAGUACCUUUAUUUUUAGAACGAAAGAAAUUAGAAUGUGCUGAAGGAGGAAGUAAGAUCUCUUUCAUUAUAACUGGACACGGCCGCCACAGUCCAGAUGGACCCAAGAUCAAACCCAUGGUAGAAAAUUACCUUUUAGAAGAAAAAUACAAACACAAGUGGGAAGAACAUGGAGGAAGAGUCGCCAUCUUCUUAUCUAGAAAACAAGAUCGUCCCAAGUAUCCAUUACGCAGAGAAGUUUUAUAACAAUUAUGUUUUUUUUAAUGUUUUGUAAUAAAUAUAACAAUUUUUAAUACUUU
Molecule: messenger RNA, 973 nt
Organism: Biomphalaria glabrata
Lineage: Eukaryota; Metazoa; Mollusca; Gastropoda; Planorbidae
Exons: 7
Coding region: 456-920 (154 amino acids)
Source: RefSeq, a predicted model, not a curated record